AGUACACGUAAAAUCAAAUCAUUUGAAGACCUCUCAGUCAAAAUGGAGAUUAGAAGCAGCACCAACUACCUCUGGAAUAUCAAAGACGUGUUGGGACAAGGAGCUACUGGAGCCGUCUACAAAGGACGAAACAAGAAAAAUGGAGAAGAGGUUGCUAUCAAGACUACUAACCAUAUUGGAAUGAUGAGACCAGUUGAAGUCAGGAUGAGAGAAUUUGAAGUUUUGAGCAAGCUAGACCACAGAAAUAUUGUUCGAAUUUUUGCUUCUGAGAAGGAGCUGCGUAGCCAGAGUGAGAUCAUCGUCAUGGAGUUGUGUAAUGGAGGUAGUCUGUACAACUUGCUGGAACAUCCUUCGAAUGCAUACGGUUUCUCAGAAAAAGAUUGUAUUGACAUCAUACGAGAUGUUGUGGCAGGCAUGGAGCACCUGCGAGAACAAGGAAUAGUGCACAGGGACCUCAAGCCAGGCAACAUUAUGCGAGUGUUUAAAGAAGACAACACUUGUGUGUAUAAGCUGACAGAUUUUGGUGCCGCAAGAGAAUUGAUGCAUUCAGAUCAGUUCAUUUCAAUCUACGGCACAGAGGAAUACCUGCAUCCAGAUCUUUAUGAACGAGGAGUUUUACGAAAGCACAGUAGUAAAACAUUUGGAGCAAAUGUGGACCUUUGGAGUAUUGGUGUGACAUUUUAUCACAUUGCAACAGGCCAGCUACCUUUCCGACCACAUGGCGGACGUCAGAACAAAGACACAAUGUAUCACAUCACGACUACCAAGAAGUCAGGCAUGAUAUCUGGCGUACAGAAGCAAGAAGGCGGGCCGAUAACAUGGAGUGACAAGCUACCAGAACACACUCAACUUUCUUGUGGAUUUCAAGAACUUCUGACGCCUAUUCUGGCCGGUGUACUGGAGUCGGUUCCAGCUAACAUGAUGACCUUCCCUGAUUUCUUUAGUAAAGUUCAGGACAUCGUGUCGAGAACGGUUAUUGAAGUAUACUAUGUUCAGUCGGGUUCUUUUCACCAAAUACACGCCAAAGCCAACGAAAAGUUUGCCAAUUUUCAAGAACGAGUUGCCAGGGAGACAGGAGUACAAGCACCACUUCAAAUGUUUUACGUGAAUGGCGAACCGUUUAAUCCAAACCCAAACCAAGAGGCUUCCAAGUAUCCUUCGACAAAAAGAGAACGACCUCUGAUCCUAUCGGGAGGGUAUUUUGUCACACCUGAUUUACUUCGAAUGAGAAAAAUCCCGCCUGUAGCUGCUAUUCCAGAUCAGAGGACGUUAGAGGAAGAUUCAACGGUGGCCAAGAUUAUUGCAAACUGCGCAUUUUCCUGCCAGAUUUCCGUCAAGGUUUACGAAGACACGAUGAAAGCCAUGGCCUCUUCUCUCGAUUGCGCCAUAAAAUCCCAGAGACUUAAAAUGUUAAAGAUGUCUGCGGACUGCUGUAAAACGGAGGAAAGAAGAUUUACAGUUCAAAACAUGACAAAGAAUUUCUGCAAGAGCAACGAGGCUCUAGUCAGAAUGAUAGAAGAGCUUUCUUCACACUUUCAACUACCAGAGGAAGAGAGAGCUGACACUGAAAAAGAAAUCAAUAUGAUCAGGACUUGGAUCCAAGCCAAAACAACAAGCGAUGAAGAACUUACCAAAGUCAACCAGUAUCUGGAAAAGUUAAGAUCAAUAAUAACUGAGAUGGUUGACAAGGAAUGUCUGUCCCCUUUGUAUUUUGACUUCAGAGAGAAAACGUCCAAUAUAACCUGUUAUGCAGUGGUAUCCAAUCUUACAAGCAAAAUUGAAAACAUCUACAUGAGAUUUCGUAAAGAUAAACACCAAAGACGAUUAUCUGCCGCGGAAGAGCAUAAUCAUCAAUAUGACAAAAAGGCACUAUCGGGCUUGAUAGAGCGGGUCAAGCAAGUCACUAAAGAUUGCUUUCAACUUCAAGUACAAUUCCAUGGUGAACUGCAGAACUUGCUCACGCAAGUGCAUUUCAAACAGGAUGAGGCAAAGAGACAACAACAAUAUCUUGAGGAAGCUAAAGAAGCUGACAAAGUCCAUUUAUAUUCACUUGAAAGCACACAAAAGGAAUGUCUUGAGAUGUACCAGCGUAUCUACAAGAGGAUUAUGCAGACUAGGGCCAGUUCAUCUUUGUUAUCUAUUGGUACUGAUGUACCUUCACUCCUAUCUUCAAAUGGCAUCACUGAACAAGAAACUCUAACAGAACAAUAUUUUUUGGAGAUGGAUGAUCAGAUAAAGAGUCUAUGUGAGACAACAGAAAAAUCUCGAAAAUCAGCCAAGGAAAACACUGACCAGUUGAAGAAGUUGAAAUCUUCAUUUGCUGAUUUUUUCAAACUGCUUGACGAGAGUGGGUUAGACACUGUUAAGAAAUUACGAGAACUACAAGCCCACCAAGUGCUGAAAGACAUGGAGUCUACAGAAGGUGUUAUCUCACAGGGAUAGCAAACUACAUGUGCUACGCACCACACCUUGUGAACACUUCUACAAGUUUUUUAUUUCUUUUUGACAACUUUUUAACAAGUUUUGUUGAUUGUGCUCUUUACUGCUAUUAUGUAUUGGUGUGUCACCUUGAUGUUUCUUUUCAAGAAGACAAUACGUUGUCAAAAACAAAUCAAAACAUGCAGAAGUGUUCAUAUGGUAUGGGGCCUAGCACAUGUAGUAGUACAACUAGCUUUACGAAAAGCCAGAAUCAAUGAUUUCAAUACCUUUAUUCUUCUUGGUCUUUAUCAUUUUCACAAUUUAUUGAGCACAACUUACUAACAGAAUCUAAAUGGAGUUCACCAUAGAAGCAGGGAGGUGAUAGAAACAGUAUACAGGAGCACUUAAUUAAUGCCUUAGUUUGAAUGAAAGUUAUGACUCCUUGUCAUAUGUUGUAUUAAUUUUUUUCCAUGGUUUGUUUUUCAUAUCACAAAAGAAAAUCACAAAAAUCACAAAAACAUAUUGAAAAAAUCAUCAAAAGUUUGAAUGUGUGUUGAAGUAAUAGAAAAAAACGGGAAUCUAUUUCCAACACUUCAGGGCUUAAAUAUUAAUUACAGAAAUGAUAACACAUUACAGGCAAAAACAUAAUUGUAAUAAGGCAUGUUAUAAAAUGAUUUGCAGCAUAAUUUAGGCUCCAAUCAAACAAACAGGUUUGUAUAAAUAAGAAUUGCCAAGUUUAGUUUAAAGCCUUGUUCACACUAGCGUCUUAAUCGUAAUCAUGAUCGCAAUCGUAAGAAGCGUUAAAACUCAGUCUGAAUCAAAGAUCGUAGUCUUGAGCGCCGUCGUAAAGCCCCGUUUACACUGGCGAUUUUUGCUGCGAUUUUUGUGGCAAUUGUCGGGAAUAUGAAAUAUUUUGUCUCAUCCUUCAAAAGAGACAUUCGUGUAGGAAAAUCUUGGUAUCCUGGAGAAAAAAAACUUUACAAGUAAAUUCUUUACCAUUAUUUAUUAUGGACAAAGUCGCAAAAAAAGCUGCCUUUCGAGUUGGCGGCAGAGGGAACUGAAGAAGACUAUUGACCAUCAGAAGCAUCUCAAUAAUAAUAAUAGUUUUUUUAAUCACGUGUGGAACAAGAGCGUAGAGCUCGUCAAAAUACGAACUUUUUCAUUUAAACAACGUCAUUGAAUUAUUGUAUUCAUAAUUCUAGCACAUGUCCAGAAACACAUCCUCCUUGGUUGAAUAUGUCAUUAGCGAUUCGUUUWAGAUCAUUGUCUCCAUUCUUUUUGGAUCCUUGAAAAUAAAAGAAACAUACUUAAUACUUAAUAUAUCCUUAUGAGCAUAACCCAAAUAGUUUCUGUUUGAAAACCCAAGAAAAUCGCCGCAAAAAUCGCUAGUGCAAACGGGGCUUUACAGUAGAGUCCUGAAAAAGACCUAUUGUUCUAACGCUAAGAAUUAUGGUUGCUAGAGGGGGACAAUGACAAUAACACAAAGAAAACAACACGAUAAAGUUGCAGUUACAAAAAGAUAUGGAAAAGGGAGGAAUGACAACAACACAUCAUGAAUAUCAACGGUUAAACUAACUAUUGACACAACAUUGGAAACUAGACAAUUUGAAACCAAACGUCUUUCUAAGAGAAAGAAGAUUUAGUGGAAAUUUCCAUUGUUUUUAUCAAUUGUCCCCCAAUGUAAAUAUACUGUCAUGUCAUAGUUUAUUGGGCAAUAUGACAGUGCCAAAAUAUGUACUUAUUGACUGARCUAGGUGGGGUGGGAGGGGAAAAUAUUUGGCUCGAGGUCAUGCCGUAAGGACCGAGUCCAGCAAUUGUUGUUGUAAUAGGCUAAAGGAUACUGUUAAAAUUGAUAAAUACAGUGCACAUAUACCGUCUGGCCCCAAUCAAGACUUUUYCAAAGGUCCUAUUAGAGCAUGUACGGGUCAUAUGAUAAAACUUUUAAUGAAUAAUUGGUUUAAUUAGUACUGUAGCUUUACAUGUAGUUGUUAAUUUAUGUACAUACAAAUAGAGUAUGACGACAAAUAAAAAGACCACAAAAAUUGAAU
Molecule: messenger RNA, 4466 nt
Organism: Actinia tenebrosa (Australian red waratah sea anemone)
Lineage: Eukaryota; Metazoa; Cnidaria; Anthozoa; Actiniaria; Actiniidae
Product: serine/threonine-protein kinase TBK1
Biological process (GO): peptidyl-serine phosphorylation
Cellular component (GO): cytoplasm
Molecular function (GO): protein serine/threonine kinase activity; ATP binding
Source: RefSeq, a predicted model, not a curated record